This is a messenger RNA of Podospora pseudocomata, 963 nucleotides long. RefSeq lists its product as uncharacterized. The record is from RefSeq and is a predicted model, not a curated record. The transcript has 4 exons. The coding region runs from base 1 to 837 and encodes 278 amino acids. Lineage: Eukaryota; Fungi; Ascomycota; Sordariomycetes; Sordariales; Podosporaceae.
AUGCUCUACACCCCCACCCCAGACACCCUCUACCACCCCCCCCCUCACCACAUCGAUCCCCUAGGGUACUCCCGCCUAGCAAUCAUAACCGGUUGCUCCUCCGGCAUAGGCCUCGCCACAACGCAACUCUUUCUUUCCCACCAGUUCCAGGUCGUGGGGCUGGACAUCGCACCGUUUGACUACGACCUUUUGCGGGUGGAAGACCACGGUAGAUUUCAUUUUCAUCUAGGGGACCUAACCCUCCCAGGACAGAUAGAAGAAGGUGUGAGAAUUGCUCACCAUUUUGGCGGGAGAGUUGAUGUGUUGGUCAAUGUAGCCGGCAUCCUCGACACCUUCUCCUCAGCCGACACCCUCCUCGAUCCAGACUGGGACAACGUCAUCGCCGUCAACCUCACCGUCCCCGUGAAAAUGAUGAGGGCCGUGAUUCCUUACCUCAAACAGAGGCCGGAAGGGGGCGUGAUUGUCAAUGUGGCUAGCACCGCGGGGAGGAGUGGUGCUGUUGCUGGGGUUGCCUACACAGCUUCAAAGCACGGGCUGAUAGGAGCAACAAAAAACGUCGCCUGGCGCUUCCGCAACGAAAACAUCCGCGCCAACGCCGUCCUCCCCGGCUCAGUCGACUCCUCAGUCGGGAACAGGAUAACAAAAGAACAAAGGGUUGAUCUGGAGGGGUACAGAGCUGUCGAACCAGUCCACGCCCUUCAGGCAAACCCCAUCGCACCACUACCACCCAUCACCGCCCUCGAGGUCGCCAAGACGAUCCUGUUUCUGGUAAGUGAUCAGGCGAGGACCAUCAACGGGGUUGAGUUGCCUGUUGAUCGGGCAUGGGGCGUUGUGUAGAUGAUGCGUAUAAAUGCGGUUUUUCCUUGGGUUUUGGUUGGUUCCGGCGGUUGUGUUUCUUUGUGUCCCAUAGCAAGUUACUUUCCGUAGUCAGCCCAAAAGUUGAUUUAUUUCUCGAGUGCUACA